CCCGCCUGAAGCAAGCAAAACGACGGCUCGAGACUCGGACGACGAGUGUCGUGACAUACGCACCGUUCAUCGCGUUUCACCGCUAGAGAGACGUGUUUUCACGCCGCGCCUGCGUGGACGGCGAACCGCGGUGCUCAGGCGAAACUCCAGACCCUUAGCUGCAGCCUCUACUGCAGCGCCUGCGCCUCGCUUGCAAAGCGCCGCCCGCCGGCCCCAGCCGGCGCAAACAUCACAGCGCGCGCUUGAAAAAGCGCACAAGAGCCAGCGCGCCGCUUGAGAAAGCGCCGCGCAGCAACGGACGAUGGGCUCGCGCACCAAUUUCGCACUGCUUCUACUCACUGCCGCUGCUGCCACAGAUAGGCACGAGAGCGGCACGCCCAUCUACGACCUGGCGAACCACGCCUGGGGCUACCACGAGGACAGCAAGAAGGACGCUACUUUUUUACUGGCGUUUAUCUUGCUGAUCGUGGUGUCUUUAGCUUUAUCUUGGGUGCUGGCCCAUCGGUGGAAGUGCAAGGUGCUACCGGAGGCUUGUGUUGUUUUAACAGUGGGCAUGGUGGCUGGUUUUUUGUGCAAGGAACUCUUCGUCAAGAGGGGUAAAAGAGGCUUCUUUAGCGGUGCGCUAUUAGGUUUUGACAACGCGUUGUUCUUCCUAGGACUACUCCCACCAGUCAUCUUCUACAGUGGCUACGAGCUCCAUCCGCAGUGGUUAUUUGGCUUGUUCUACCAAAUAGUAGGGUUCGCCGUAGUAGGAACCUUCGUAUCUGCCGUGAUAGUAGGUAUUGUGCUCAAAAUAGCCUCGGUCUGCCAUUUAGCUCCGCUGGACAUCACCUUCGCGGAGACGUUAACGUUCGGUGCACUAGUGUCAGCAACGGACCCCGUGUCGGUCAUCGCCGUCUUCACCGAACUUAGAGUGGAUCCAAAAAUGUUCUACCUCGUCUUCGGCGAAUCUGUCCUCAAUGACGCUGUUGGGAUUGUAUUGUUCAAAACAUUCAGCAAGUUCGUCGGGUAUUCGUUUACGGCGAAGAACUUAGCUUUAGCGGUGGCUGAUUUUAUCGUCAUUUUCUCUGGUUCAGCCAUAGUUGGUGGUGUUUGUGCCGCGUUCACGGCGUUGACGCUGAGGAUGCUGCGGGCGGAUUCCGACGCCGACGAGGGCGCUGCUGCCACGUCUCGAACUCUACAACUCGUGACGCUCUGCGCGGCCAUCUGGGCCCCUACCUUCUUGGCCGAACUGGUCGAGCUUUCAGGUAUUGUGGCGACCUUGUUCGCGGCUAUAGGUGUCAGGCACUGGGCGACGCCGAACUUACAAUCCUCGUCGACGGUCGAUGCGAAACCGGUAGCUAAUGCCGUUUUAUCUACAUUGGCUCAUUUGGCGGACACGAUCAUCUUUUUGUACCUCGGAUUGAGCGUGCCGGCCUGUGUGGAAAUCAUGACCUCCACGCCAUCGACGCGACGCCUGCUCGACGGCGUGGCGGUGUCGAUUCCUCACCACUCGACUGAGCCAGGACGGCCGCGUGCACGCGACACACUGGUUGAUUUCCACACAGGUACCAGCAAAGACGCGCGACUGGACCAACGACUACUCGCACUCCCUGACCUUCUGGGCCAUCCUCGCCUGCCUCGUGGGGCGGGCGGCGCACGUCUACCCGCUAUCUAGACAAAUAAACAAGCGCCUGCGCAAGGAGCAAGCCCGGCGGCGGUCGAACUCCUUCUCCCAGUCGCUGGCCACCGAGGACGCGCUGGGCGAUCCGCUGGGCGAAGAAAAACGGGAAGACCGCGCGCGGCUGUCGCCGCGCGCCGAAGCUCGUGAGGAGCAGCAGCCGGCGACGGCGGGCGAGAUCCCGCCGGCGAUGCAGCACAUGCUCUGGUUUUCUGGAUUGCGGGGCGCCGUCGCCUUCUCCUGCGCGCACACGUUUCCCAACGCGCACGACCAUCGCACGCUCUUCGCGACGACCACGAUCGUGCUGAUCAUCGUGUCCAUGUACGUGCUCGGUGCUCUGACCGUGCCCGUGCUGACCGCUUUAGGUAUUCCGCGCGACUGCGAACUGAAGGAGGACGGCUCGCCGAUGCCGCCGCCGGCCGACUCGCCCGUCUUGCGGCUGCGGCGGUCGGCGUCUAUGUCGACGGGCGUGCCGAACGCGCCGUUACCUUUGCGCAUGCUCCAGGGCUUGGACCGGCACCUCUACCCGCUUUUGGUGCGGCGGUCGCCGUCGCCAGUAGUGACUGAGGAGCCGCGGCAGACGGAGCUCGAGAUGGUCGAGGACCCCGACGAGCCGCCAGUGGUCGAGAAGACCAUGUUAUGACACCUGUUAAUUACACAUACUAU
This is a messenger RNA of Pelagomonas calceolata, 2326 nucleotides long. The record is from the annotation of a GenBank genome assembly. Lineage: Eukaryota; Pelagophyceae; Pelagomonadales; Pelagomonadaceae.